GACUGCGGACACAGUACAGGAGAUGAUCAGAGACUGCGGACACAGUACAGGAGAUUACCAGAGACUGCGGACACAGUACAGGAGGUGACCAGAGACUGCGGACACAGUACAGGAGGUGACCAGAGACUGCGGACACAGUACAGGAGGUGACCAGAGACUGCGGACACAGUACAGGAGAUGACCAGAGACUGCAGACACAGUACAGGAGAUGAUCAGAGACUGCGGACACAGUACAGGAGAUUACCAGAGACUGCGGACAUAGUACAGGAGAUGACCAGAGACUGCGGACACAGUACAGGAGAUGAUCAGAGACUGUGGACACAGUACAGGAGAUUACCAGAGACUGCGGACAUAGUACAGGAGAUGACCAGA
Molecule: messenger RNA, 372 nt
Organism: Staurois parvus
Lineage: Eukaryota; Metazoa; Chordata; Amphibia; Anura; Ranidae
Source: the annotation of a GenBank genome assembly